Messenger RNA from Choloepus didactylus (southern two-toed sloth), 2151 nucleotides. It is a transcript of the gene PPIE, whose product is annotated as peptidylprolyl isomerase E. Gene Ontology annotation, biological process: protein folding; protein peptidyl-prolyl isomerization. The transcript has 10 exons. The record is from RefSeq and is a predicted model, not a curated record. Gene Ontology annotation, cellular component: intracellular membrane-bounded organelle. The coding region runs from base 332 to 1318 and encodes 328 amino acids. NCBI's taxonomy places the organism in Eukaryota, Metazoa, Chordata, Mammalia, Pilosa, Megalonychidae. Gene Ontology annotation, molecular function: peptidyl-prolyl cis-trans isomerase activity; RNA binding.
UGUGAGCCCGAGAUAUAACGAUCCUCCGGCCCUCUUCCAAGCCCGCCGAGCUCGGACAGGAGCCCUUCCCCUCCUAGGCCUGGACGUGGAGAAGUGGUAAAGGAUUGUGAGACCUAAUUUUAUGGACCUGCAAAUAUUCGCUGCAAAGAUGGCCCUGUCCCGGCUCCUUCCCUAAAGGAAGGAGUUCCCAGACUGGCCGAGGAGUCGUGAGAAUAACCUCAACAGAAUACUGAGGUUGAUGAGUGCUUGGUGGGACGGACAAUGAUAACAUGCGCCAGAAUGAGGGGAGAAAUGACCCCUCAAUCUGGAGUGGUGAGGGCAGACUUUCCGGAUGCGGUGGCGCCUGAGCUGGAUCUUGAAAGACGAGCCAAGAGUUAGCCAGGUAGCCAAAGUAGGGGCAAGGCUGUUUACUAAAAGGGAACAACAAGAACAAAAGCCCAAAGGUGGGCUAGCAGAGGAGGUGGAUGACAAAGUUCUUCAUGCUGCUUUUAUUCCUUUUGGAGACAUCACAGAUAUUCAGAUUCCUCUGGAUUAUGAAACAGAAAAGCACCGAGGAUUUGCUUUUGUUGAAUUUGAGUUGGCAGAGGAUGCUGCAGCAGCUAUCGACAACAUGAAUGAAUCUGAGCUCUUUGGGCGGACAAUUCGUGUUAAUUUGGCCAAACCAAUGAGAAUUAAGGAAGGCUCUUCCAGACCAGUUUGGGCAGAUGAUGACUGGCUGAAGAAGUUUUCUGGGAAGACUCUUGAAGAGAAUAAGGAGGAAGAAGGGUCAGCUCCUCCUAAAGCAGAAACCCAGGAGGUAGAGCCUACGGCCAAAAAGACCCGGUCAAAUCCUCAGGUGUACAUGGACAUCAAGAUUGGGAACAAGCCAGCUGGCCGCAUCCAGAUGCUUCUACGUUCAGACAUUGUUCCCAUGACAGCAGAGAAUUUCCGUUGUCUGUGCACCCAUGAAAAGGGCUUUGGCUUCAAGGGGAGCAGCUUCCACCGCAUCAUCCCCCAGUUCAUGUGCCAGGGCGGUGAUUUCACAAACCAUAAUGGUACCGGGGGCAAGUCCAUCUAUGGGAAGAAGUUUGAUGAUGAAAACUUUAUCCUCAAACACACAGGACCAGGCCUACUCUCCAUGGCCAACUCCGGCCCAAACACCAAUGGUUCCCAGUUCUUCCUGACGUGUGACAAGACGGAUUGGCUAGAUGACAAGCACGUGGUGUUUGGGGAGGUCACCGAAGGCCUGGAUGUCCUGCGGCAGAUUGAGGCCCAGGGCAGCAAGGAUGGGAAGCCAAAGCAGAAAGUGAUCAUCGCCGACUGUGGGGAGUACAUGUGAUGCUGCGCUUUGUCUGCUUUCCCCUUCUCUACUCUUGGUCCUGUGUAUCUAGGAGCUGUUAGCCCCCAGGAAGCCAGCAGGGAACUCCUGAGGGUGUCCCAUUUGAAGAAAGUUUGUGUCAUGAGCCCUUCCUUGGGGUCAGCUUGGAGCAGCUCUUCUGCAGGCAUGGCCUGGACUUCCUCUGGGCUUUUUCCCAGAACAUGGCUGUUUGCACGAGGAGCUGGCACAGGCCCUGCUGCCCCCCCCCCCCCCCCCCCCCGUGGACAGUCUGGGUGGUCACUGACUUCCCAGGCCUAUGCUACCAGGGCCUCUGUGCUGCCAGUGUGGCUCCUGAGACGUUUUUCUUCUGGUAAAGCAAUUCCUAGCCUUUAUACUGUUACCUUCAGCCAUUUCCUGGGCAUUGUCACAAAUUGCAUCUGUUGCUAAGCUCUCCCACUGAGGCAGGCUGGUGAGGGGACAGCAUCUUCCCUCUCUUGGGUUGAUUUCCUGAGAUGUCAGAUAAUAUAUCUUCAGGUCACAUACCCUUGUCAGACCAUUGUUGGGGCAAUGGAAAUUAAAGUGGAGAAGUCCCUGUCUUCUGGUACCUCUACUUCUAAGCUCAUGUUGACCAGUCUUAUAGCCCACACAUGUACUUAUCUGUCUCAAAGAUUCAUUUAUUUAUUUGAUCACAUAUUUGUUCACUUACUCUUCAGAUAUUUUUAUAACUCAUCUGUGCCAGACUCUUAUGUUCAUUUGUUAGGAGACAGAGGAGGUUGACCAGCUGGCCCACAGACCUCAUCUGGCUCACUGCCUAUUUUGGGGAAUAAAGUUUUAUGGGACAACUAUUUUUUUAA